AUGCAAGUUGCUUUGAUACAACAAAAGUAUGAAAAAGCUUUGAAGGGUGAGGGUGAGUUGUUGGUCAUCAUGUCAGAAGCGGAGAAGACCGAGAUGGUGGACAAGGCAAGAAAUGUUAUUGUCUUGUGCCCUAGUGAUAAAGUUUUAAGGGAUGUAACAGAGGAACAUAUUGUGGCAUCAUUGUGGUCAAAGUUGGAGUCGUUGUAUGUGACAAAUUCUUUGGCUCAUACACAAUUCCUAAAACUACAUCUCUACUCGUUUAAGAUGGUGGAGUCAAAGGUUGUCUUGGAGCAACUAAUGGAGUUCAAACAAAUUCUUGAUGAUUUGGAGAACAUUGAGGGUACCAUGCUCUAUGGUAAAGAAGGCACUGCCACCUUGAAGGACGUCCAAGCGGAUUUGAGAACCAAGGAGUUAACUAAGUCCAAGGACUUGAUAGAUGAUGAAAAUAGUGAAGGUCUAAAUGAUGAAAGUGAGUUUAAUUAUGAUGAAGAUAGUGAUCAAGGACCACAUAAUAGGGGAGACAUUAAACCCGAAUGGUUUAGGUGCAAAAAUGGAACAAUGCAAUCGCCAAUUGAUUUGUUGAAUCAUAGGGUUCAAAUUGUGUCCAAUUUAGGAGGACUUCAGAUCAACUACACUCCCUCUAAUGCAACUCUUAAAAAUAGGGGUCAUGAUAUCAGGCUGGAAUUGAUUGCAAACUCAAGCUAUCUACAAAUUAAUGGAACUCAGUAUGUACUUAAACAGUUACAUUGGCAUUCUCCCUCUGAACACACCAUAGAUGGCAAAAGGUUGGAUCUAGAGUUACAUUUGGUACAUGAAACUCCAUCAGGAGAAACGGCAGUGAUUGGAAUAUUGUACAAAACAGGAUUACCAGAUCUUUUCUUGUCAUUGUUGAGAAAAGACUUAGAGGCAAUUUCUACUAGUACAGGAGAAGAAAGAGCAGUUGGUGUAAUUGAUCCUAGGGUGAUUCAAUUCAACAAAAUGCAUUAGGUUAGAAAAUAUUACUUGCGAUGAAAAUAUUACUUGGACAAUUGUUAGAGAGGUGAAAUUUGUUUCAAAGGAGCAGAUUGAAUUGCUUCAAGUUGCCGUUCAUAAUGACUCAGAUUCUAAUGCAAGACCAUUGCAACCAUUAAACAACCGUUUAGUGCAACUCAACAAACUAAAAGAAUAUCCA
Molecule: messenger RNA, 1171 nt
Organism: Medicago truncatula (barrel medic)
Lineage: Eukaryota; Viridiplantae; Streptophyta; Magnoliopsida; Fabales; Fabaceae
Product: alpha carbonic anhydrase 2
Exons: 8
Coding region: 1-987 (328 amino acids)
Biological process (GO): one-carbon metabolic process
Molecular function (GO): carbonate dehydratase activity; zinc ion binding
Source: RefSeq, a predicted model, not a curated record